Molecule: messenger RNA, 3243 nt
Organism: Eimeria maxima
Lineage: Eukaryota; Apicomplexa; Conoidasida; Eucoccidiorida; Eimeriidae
Exons: 1
Coding region: 1-3243 (1080 amino acids)
Source: RefSeq, a predicted model, not a curated record
AUGCUGCUGUCUGGAGUUUGUCUGUUGAGGACGGCAAGAGGAGAGAGAGCGAUUCAUAAGAGUCUAGUUUUAAACUGUUCCUUAAAAAUCGAUUUAGUUGGACUCCAUGGGGCCAGAGGCCUCUCUCGCUCCCGCUUUAUCAGGUCCAAGCCGCAGCAGAGGCAGACGGCGGUAUGCAGUUUUCUUAAUUCAAAAUCCAGAAUCGCCUUUCAACGUCGCCUUCAUCUGAACAGUGGCUAUUGUUACAGACGCAGAGGCAUCCGGAAGGCAGCAGUUGUGGAUGUAGCAGCUACUGGAACAACUGGAGAUGCAGACUGUUCUGCUGGCGCUACGGAUGCAGCAGAAACUGCUGCUGCCUCUUUUGUAAAGAUCAUUGAUAAUUCUCAUUUGUCAGGCUCCUUCAACUCUCUGAGUAAUAAAUUAACAAAAAUCAUAGACGACGGCAGCUUUGCUCUUCAAUCCCCCGGGGACAUUUACAAGCUGCUGCACCCAGUCGAUGCCCUGCAACAUGCAGCCGUCCGCCAGCUGCAGGAGUCAGCCGCAAAAGUAGCAGCCGCAGUAAAAGCAGAACCUCCUGCAGCAACAGCACCUGCAGCAGCAGCUACAACAGCAACUGCCUCAGCAUUUCUGGCCCACGCAAGGGCCGCCCUUGUAGUCGUUCGGCGUCUGGGAGACCUGCGGGCUAAGGUGCAGAGAAUUGCUGCGCGUGGGGAACGGUUGAAGCAACAGCAACAGAAACAGCAGCAGCAGCAGCGCUUAGCGGAAAGUGCAUCGACGGGGAGAGCCAGCAGUCUGCUGGGUUUUGGUGCUGUCGCUGAUGCCGCCUGCCCGGUGCCGGCUCCCCUAGCUGCGGAACUGCGAGCUGUUGCAGACUGCAUGCACACAGCUGGAAGGGCCCUUCCACUAAGCGAUGUCCUGCAGCUGUGCUGCGGCCUUGCGCAGGUGCGCUGCUGCUCGCCUUCGCUGGGUUAUGUUCCGCUGCAGCGUCUGCUGCACCUGCUGCAGCAGCAGACGCAGACGCAGGAGCAUGAGGGCAUCGGCGCACAGGAGGCUGCGUUGGGACUGCAGCUAGCAGCGUCGCUGCUGCAGCAGAACGUCGCGGAGCAACCACCAACAGGUUUUGUGCGGCAGCACCUCACGCUGUCAAGGAGCUGUAGAGACAGACAGCAAGGUUCUGCGGCGACGAAUUCGGUAUCUCCCUGUGCUUCUCCUUCUCUCUUUGCCAGUGGUGAUGAAUGCAGCGGCUUCCUAGAAGUGCAACAGAGGGGCCGUGCAGCAGCAGUGCUAGGGGAGGGGGGCGCCCUGUUGCGGCUGUCUCUGUUCGUUAGUGCGCAUCUGCUGGUACUCCUGGCCCGCAGCAAAGUCCUGAGGAAACGCCUGUCGCUGCGAUGUUGUGUACACACAGCUCAUGCCUGCGUGCUGCUGGCUAGCCAGGAAGGCAUAAGCCGCUGCAUGCAGGUGCAGCAGCAACAGCAGCUGACCCCCGAACUGUUUGCUGCUGCUGUAAAUAUGCAACCUUCCACACUGUCCGCUGCUUCCGCGCAUGCCGCUGCUGCUGCAGCCGCUGCAGUUUCGGGGCAUGCGUGGAAUCACGAGGAUAUGCAUGCAUUUCCGGACUCCCCACAGCCCAUAUCUCAUCAACCCUUCUUGGCUGCAGGGACCCCGCGUUUGUCAGACGCUGCAGCACGGCCCCCAUUUGCUGCCGCCACAGCUGCUGCUCCCCUGCAACAGCUGGAUGCGCUUGUAGACUUCGGCGCAUCAGAUUGUCUCGCAGUAGCAGCCUUACUGCGAACCGUGCAGCAGACUCUGGCCCCCAAACUAGCGAUUCUGCUCCUGACAGAAGCAGCGGCACGGAGCAGGAGGCACCACGGGGACUGCGGAUCGGCAGAACACCUUUUGGGGGUUGCAAUGGCUGCUGCUGCCAAAGCAUCUCCCACGUGCGCCUCUCGAAAGAAGCUGCUGCUGCUGUUAUUGCGCCGUCUGGAACAACAGAAACAGCAGCAUAAGCUAUGGUGCUCAGAUUGCGCUCGGCUAGGGGAUAUGUAUCAAAGGGUCUGUGGGGCCUCUGCUACGCAUGCACAUCAACACCUUGCAUUGGGGACCUGUAGGGAUGCAAAGAUGAAUCCAGCAACUCUCGCUUCCAUCUGCCGUUCGCUUGCUAUUGCUGGCGUCCGUGUGGGUUGGCGGGGUCUCAGUUUCAUGUUUGACUGCAUUGUUGUCUCCCUUUUAGAGUUUUUAAAUGUAAAGCCGGGCAACAUAAGUCUGGGUAAGGUGUCUCUGGCCAGCCAGGGGAGAAAGGAGGAUAGCAAGAAUAGCACAGCUGGUGCUGUAUCUGCAGUGGUGAGUGCUGCGCCUCUGUGCAGCAGAACAGCAGCUCAUCAGGAGCGUGGUGCUGCCGUUUGUUGCCCUGCAGCAACACCGUCAACAGGUCAGUCUAAAUUUGUCGUUGCCUAUGGAAGUUGGUGCACUGUGUUUUGGGCCACUUCAAAACUCCUAAAGGCCUCAUACGCCUCCGUACUGCCGUGCAGCCGUGUGGAUCUAAAGCUGCAGCAGGUGCUUGCACGGAAGAUGCUGUGGCUUCUGGUGGCAAACAUUGCUGCUGCGGAGCCAGCAGAUAUAGCACAGAUUGCUGACGGCCUCCGUCUGUUGUUGUUGCUUGACUUGAAGGCAGCGGCUAAAGCCUCACCGAGUGUGGAAAGCGAGGAAGAACGCAGGUGGCCCCUGGUGCUGCGCAGGCAGCGACUCUUUCAGGUUGAGCAGCUGCUGGAGGCGGUUCAGGCAAUAACCAGUCACUUCAUGUCAUAUCAUACACGCUUCAACCAGCUAGAGCUCCUGAGUGUGCUGCGACUGCUUGUACAGCUGGAUCUGCUUUCGUGCAUUGACUGCAGCACAACUUCGGUGCCGCGUGGGCACGCCCACAGCAGCCCUCAUGAAGAGGCAAGUUGUCUUACGGUUCUAAGAAGCGCCCAUGUGUCCACUCCUUUUGUAGCGAGUUUCCUGCGUUGCGCACUUGGGCAGUACUUGAACCUAAGCAGGCGUCAGCACUUCAUUGCGCAGACUGCAGAAUGCCCUGAUCAGGAGGUAUCGGCGUCUUUAGCAGCAUAUGCUCAGGGGCUCCUGCUUUCCAUAAUUUUGAAAUAUCCUGAGGAGCUACGAAGACUUCCGAAAGCACUGACUAAAGGGGUGCUUAAGCAGGCAGGUGUAAAGCAGCUAUCGCAGUGCAGGUGGAAGACAUUAACAUAG